AUGACCGCCUGCACCCUUCUGGCUGGUGGGCUUCGGGACCCGCAGCUCUGCGCCGGCGCGCUGGGGGCUCCGUCCCGACCUAGACUCACCCCCGCGGUGCCCAGGCCCGGGUCUCGGCUCCCGCUGCUGCUGCUGCUGCUGCUGCUGCUGCUGCCUCCCCCCGUCCGCUCCGCCGUGUUCACCGUCGGGGUACUGGGCCCCUGGGCCUGCGACCCCAUCUUCGCCCGUGCCCGCCCGGAGCUGGCCGCCCUCCUGCGGGCGUUCCGCUGGGCGCGCGUGGCCCUGGUCACCGCGCCGCAGGACCUGUGGGUGGAGGCUGGCCGCGCUCUGGCCGCGGCGCUCCGGGCCCGGGGUCUGCCCGUCGCCCUGGUGACCUCCAUGGAGCCCUCGGACCUCGCUGGCGCCCGGGAAGCCCUGAGGAGGGUCCGCGAUGGGCCCAGGAUCAGAGCAGUGAUCAUGGUGAUGCACUCGCUGCUGCUGGGAGGCGAGGAGCAGCGCCGCCUGCUGGAGGCCGCAGAGGAGCUGGGCCUGGCCGACGGCUCCCUGGUCUUCCUGCCCUUCGACACGCUCCACUACGCCUUGUCGCCAGGCCGGGAGGCCUUGGCUGCACUCGCCAACAGCUCCCAGCUUCGUAGGGCCCACGAUGCUGUGCUCACCCUCACGCGCCACUGUCCCCCGGAAAGCAGCGUGCUGGACAGCCUGCGCAGGGCCCAAGAGAUACAGGAGCUGCCCCCUGACCUCAAUCCACAGCAGGUGUCCCCGCUCUUCGGCACCAUCUACGACGCGGUGUCCUUGUUGGCGCGGGGCGUGGCGGGGGCGCGGGCAGCCGGAGGUGGUGGCCGGGUGUCCGGAGCAGCUGUAGCCCUCUACGCCCGGGACGCCCAGGUCCCUGGCUUCUGCGGGGCGCUGGGGGGAGUCGAGGAGUCCCCGUUUGUACUGCUGGACACAGACGAGGCGGGGGACCAGCUGUUCGCCACAUACACGCUGGACCCCGCCCGGGGCUCCCUCCGCUCCGCUGGGAACCCGGUGCACUUCCCUCGCGGGGGACGGGGGCCUGGGCCCGACCCCUGGUGCUGGUUCGAUCCCGACGACAUCUGCAACGGAGGAGUGGAGCCCGGCCUCGUCUUCCUUGCCUUCCUCCUGGUGGUGGGGAUGGGGCUGACCGGGGCCCUCCUGGCCCAUUACCUGAGGCACCGGCUACUUCACAUCCAACUGGUCUCUGGCCCCAACAAGAUCAUCUUGACUCUGGAUGACAUCACCUUCCUCCACCCACAGAGAAGCAGCUCUCGGAAGGUAGUCCAGGGGAGUCGAUCGAGUCUGGCUGCCCGCAGCGUGUCAGACAUCCGCAGUGUCCGCAGCCAGCCCCCUGACAGCUCCAACAUUGGCCUCUAUGAGGGAGACUGGGUUUGGCUGAAGAAAUUCCCAGGGGAUCAGCACAUAGCUAUCCGUCCAGUAACCAAGACAACCUUCUCCAAGCUCAGGGAACUGCGGCACGAAAACGUGGCCCUCUACCUGGGGCUCUUCCUGGCCCGGGGCGAGGACGGAGCCGCGGCGCCGGGGGAGGGCAUCCUGGCUGUGGUCUCGGAGCACUGUGCCCGGGGCUCCCUCCAAGACCUCCUUGCCCAGAGAGACAUAAAGCUGGACUGGAUGUUUAAGUCCUCCCUCCUGCUGGAUCUCAUCAAGGGAAUGAGAUAUCUGCACCAUCGAGGCGUCGCCCACGGGCGGCUUAAAUCCCGGAACUGCGUGGUGGACGGGAGGUUCGUGCUCAAGGUCACCGACCACGGCCACGGGCGACUGCUGGAAGCGCAGAGGGUGUUACCAGAGCCCCCGAGCGCGGAGGACCAGCUAUGGACAGCCCCGGAGCUGCUUCGAGACCAGGCCCUGCAGCGUCGGGGGACGCUGGCCGGCGAUGUCUUCAGCCUGGGCAUCAUCAUGCAAGAAGUCGUGUGUCGCAGCGCCCCCUACGCCAUGCUGGAGUUGACUCCCGAAGAGGUGGUGCAGAGGGUGCAGAGCCCCCCUCCACUGUGUCGGCCUUUGGUGUCCAUGGACCAGGCGCCCUUGGAGUGCAUCCGGCUGAUGGAGCAGUGCUGGGCAGAGCAGCCAGACCUUCGGCCCUCCAUGGACCGCACCUUCGACCUGUUUAAGGGCAUCAACAAAGGCCGAAAGAUGAACAUCAUCGACUCGAUGCUGCGGAUGCUGGAGCAGUACUCAAGCAACCUGGAGGACCUGAUCCACGAGCGCACGGAAGAGCUGGAACUGGAAAAGCAGAAGACAGACCGGCUGCUCACACAGAUGCUGCCUCCGUCAGUGGCCGAAGCCUUGAAGAUGGGAAUACCUGUGGAACCUGAGUACUUUGAGGAGGUGACGCUGUACUUCAGCGAUAUCGUGGGCUUCACCACUAUCUCAGCCAUGAGUGAGCCCAUUGAGGUGGUGGACCUGCUCAAUGACCUUUACACUCUCUUUGAUGCCAUUAUUGGAGCCCACGAUGUCUACAAGGUGGAGACAAUUGGGGACGCCUAUAUGGUGGCCUCGGGGCUGCCUCAGCGGAAUGGGCAGCGGCACGCAGCGGAGAUCGCUAACAUGGCGCUGGACAUUCUCAGUGCCGUGGGCUCCUUCCGCAUGCGCCACAUGUCCGAGGUGCCUGUGCGCAUCCGCAUCGGCCUGCACUCUGGCCCCUGUGUGGCGGGCGUGGUGGGCCUCACCAUGCCACGGUACUGCCUGUUUGGGGACACAGUCAACACCGCCUCGCGCAUGGAGUCCACCGGGCUGCCUUACCGUAUCCACGUGAACAUGAGCACCGUGCGGAUUCUCUGCGCUCUGGACGAGGGCUUCCAGGUGGAGGUGCGAGGUCGCACCGAGCUGAAGGGCAAGGGCGUCGAGGACACUUACUGGCUGGUGGGCAGACGCGGCUUCAACAAGCCUAUCCCUAAACCGCCCGAUCUGCAGCCGGGGGCCAGUAACCACGGCAUCAGCCUGCAGGAGAUCCCCCCUGAGCGGCGCCAGAAGCUAGAGAAGGCGCGCCCGCGCCCGUUCCCGGGAAAGUGA
This is a messenger RNA of Trichechus manatus latirostris (Florida manatee), 3045 nucleotides long. RefSeq names its product guanylate cyclase 2D, retinal (gene GUCY2D). The transcript has 19 exons. Bases 1 to 3045 code for a protein of 1014 amino acids. Gene Ontology annotation, molecular function: peptide receptor activity; ATP binding; guanylate cyclase activity. The record is from RefSeq and is a predicted model, not a curated record. Gene Ontology annotation, biological process: intracellular signal transduction; receptor guanylyl cyclase signaling pathway; cGMP biosynthetic process. Gene Ontology annotation, cellular component: plasma membrane. NCBI's taxonomy places the organism in Eukaryota, Metazoa, Chordata, Mammalia, Sirenia, Trichechidae.